Messenger RNA from Ananas comosus (pineapple), 3266 nucleotides. Its product is annotated as G-type lectin S-receptor-like serine/threonine-protein kinase LECRK3. The transcript is spliced from 2 exons. Bases 1 to 2523 code for a protein of 840 amino acids. The record is from RefSeq and is a predicted model, not a curated record. Gene Ontology annotation, biological process: protein phosphorylation. Lineage: Eukaryota; Viridiplantae; Streptophyta; Magnoliopsida; Poales; Bromeliaceae. Gene Ontology annotation, molecular function: protein serine/threonine kinase activity; ATP binding.
AUGGCGCCACCAAGCUAUUUGAAUGCGGUACCUCCUCCUCCCCUCCUUCUCUACCUGCUUGUUCUUAGCCAUGCUCUCCCAGUUACCACUCUUGCUGAUCAGAGCCAUGCAGUCAACAACAUGACUCGAGGCACCACCCUUAGUCCCGGGGGUUCAGGUUCAACCGCCGGCUGGGCCUCCGCUUCCGGCGACUUCGCCUUCGGCUUCUAUCCGCUCGACCGCUCCAACUCCUCCUUCCUCCUCGCCGUUUGGUUCGCCAACACCGUCCCUCCCACCCUCACGUGGUUCGCCAACGGCGACAACCCGGUCCAGCCCGGCUCUCGCCUCGACCUCACCGCCGACGGCGAACUCUCUCUCGUAGACCAUUUCGGCAGAGAGGUCUGGAACGCCAACGUCACCGGCGCCGCAUACGCCGCACUCCUCGACGCCGGCAACCUCGUCGUCAUGGGACCUAACUCCUCCGGCGUGCCGCUGUGGCAGAGCUUCGGCUCUCCGACCGACACGAUGCUCCCGGGCCAAGUCCUGACCCGGGGUGCAACUCUCCGGUCACGGCUCUCGGACUCCGACUGCUCCAAGGGGCGGUUCCAGCUCGUCAACAGUGAGACAGGCGAUCUCGUGCUCGUCCCGGUCAACGUGCCGACGGGCAUGUUCUACGACGUCUACUGGCAGACUGGCACCGCCGGCAAUCAGACUCAGCUCGUCUUCUCGGAGUCCGGCCUUCUGUACUUCAAUCUAGGAGACGGCCAUGGCGCCGGCUCGGCGGCUCUCAACUUCACUGCCAGCGCCUCUCCCUCCACCGCAGACUUCUACCACAGAGCGACCAUCGACCCCGACGGCGCAUUCCGGCAGUACGUUUAUCCGAAGCCGGGGUCGGCGAGAAUUCGAAACGCAAGCAGCUGGCCGGAGGAGUGGACGGCGGUGCUGAGCAUUCCCGCGGACGUGUGUCGGAUCCAGACGUGGACCGGCAGCGGCACCUGCGGGUUCAACAGCUACUGCAGGCCGUCGUCGGGGCCGAACCAGACGUCGUCGGCCUGUCUGUGCCCGCCGCAGUACUCGUUCAUCGACCCGUCCCGGCAGUACAGAGGCUGCGCGCCGGAUUUCGCCCCGCAGAGCUGCGCGACAGACCAGGCGAGUUUAUACGACUUCGUCGAGAUGGCCGACACCGAUUGGCCGUUCGCGGUGUACGACUACGAUGUCUACUAUCCUGUCGACGAGGCCCGUUGCAAAGAUUAUUGCUUGCGCGUUUGUUUCUGCGGAGCGGCCGUCUAUCGCGACGGAUACUGCUGGAAGAAGAAGCUACCGCUCUCUAACGGAAGAAGUGCGAGCUACGUCGGCGGGAAAACGCUUUUAAAAGUGCCCAAAAACAACAACAACAACUCUCACUACAUGUUCCCGCCCUCGCCACUCAAUACUAGUACUAGUACUAGUACUAGUACCAGUACUGUUGUUGUGGAGAAAGAAGAAGGUGAACUGAUUCUAGCAGGGUCGCUGCUUAUUGGGAUCUCCGGGUUUCUAAACGCAGUUUUGGUAGCCGCCAUUGCUCUAGCAAUUUGCAACUAUCGCAGUCGGCAGAAGAAGCAGAAGCCAGUGUCGACCGAUCCGACCAUCUCCGGCCUAAACCUGCGCGUUUUCUCCUACAGAGAGCUCGAAGAGGCCACCGACGCGUUCGGAGACGAGCUGGGCAGCGGAGCCUUCGGUACCGUGUACAAAGGGAUGCUAGCUUCUGAAUCAAACACAGUAAUCGCGGUGAAAAAGUUACGUGAUCUGGCGCUGCGCGAGUCGGAGAACGAAUUCACUAACGAGGUGCGCGCGAUCGGCCGGACCCACCACAAGAACCUGGUGAGGCUAUUCGGAUUUUGCAACGAGGGGACGCAUCGGCUGCUGGUGUACGAGUACAUGAGCAACGGAUCGUUGACGAGCUUGCUGUUUGGACCUGAGAAGCCGAGCUGGAGUAAGCGAGUCCGAAUCGCCCUGGAGAUUGCCAGAGGCUUGCUCUACUUGCACGACGAGUGCAGCGCGCAGAUUAUCCACUGCGAUAUAAAGCCUCAGAACAUACUGCUGGACGAUAAUUCGGUAGCCAGGAUCGCCGAUUUCGGGCUCGCGAAGCUUCUUAAGAACGACCAAACGCGAACGAGCACCCUUUGCAUCAGGGGGACAAGAGGAUAUGUCGCGCCGGAGUGGUUCAGGAACACCGCGAUCACCGCGAAGGUGGACGUCUACAGCUUUGGCGUCGUGCUGUUGGAGAUAAUCUGUUGCAGAAGGAGCGUAGAGAUCGACAUGGCCGAGGAUAAGGCGGUGUUGGUGCAUUGGGCUCACGAGUGCCUCAAAGAUGACAAACUGGACCUGCUGGUGGAGAGCGACGAGGCGGCCUUGGCGGAUAUGACUAGAUUGAGCAGGUUCAUAUUAGUAGCCAUUUGGUGCACGCAAGAAGAUCCGUCGCUGCGACCGUCGAUGCAAAAAGCGAUACAGAUGCUAGAAGGGCUUGUUGCGGUUGCUCUGCCAGCUGAAUCCGUCAGAUUUUAAUCAGUUCUUCAUAGCUGAAAUUGUGUUGUACUGCACUGUACUGACGAUGUUUGAACUUUGUACGCACUUCGAUACGUGCGCUCAAUCGUCGGAAAAGGUUUGUGUAACAAAUUGCAAGUUUGCGAGUUUUAAAUUCGUCAAGAACUUUUCCUCUGGCGUCUUAAAAUCCUUCUUAGAAUCAAAUUGUUCAUUUGGUUAGCUGCACGAAACAGACUCGAAUUUCUUGCAAAGCGGGGCUGGCACGGCCCCUCAAUAUGUCUUCUCUGUUGCAGGGAGGUAGAGACACUCAACCACUUGUUCUUCCUAUGCCCUUACGCCAGGUCACUUUGGAACCGUCUGCUUCGCCGACCGCUGGUGCUCCAAAUGUUGACGUCUGACUACGCUGCUGAGUUAGCCGAACGCUGGAGCAGUCUGCUAGAAAUCUACUCUCUGGCCAAUUCAAGGACCAUUUCGACCUCCUCUUCACGGCUUCAUGCUGGGAAUUAUGGAAUGAACGAAAUAAGAGACUAUUCGAAGAUCAACUCAAGCAGCCUAGCUUCCGGAGCCAAAACAUUCUCUGCACGGUGCGAUCGUGGAAAGCCGCACUCGGGGACGCGGACAGCAUCUAGGAGUGUGCGUUUUUUGGGGUUUUUUUUUGGUUUUUGGUUUUUUUGUUUCUGGGUUCCUGCUCCAAGAUCUUGAUUGUGAUCAACCCAUGCUGUCCUUGCCGUUCCUUUUUUUCGCCUUACUAGACUGCUCCUGUA